AUGGGUCUUGCAAAUAUUACAAAUGAACUAAUUUGUAAUCGGACACUACGCUAUUUACGAUGCAAAAAUGGACGCUAUAUUCCUUUGUUAAAUUUAAAAAGGAAUUGGUCCAUGUAUCACCUUUGGUCUCAUUUGUUUCAUAAAUGUUUGAAUAUGGAAUUACAUAGUUGGGAUGAACUGAUUGACAUGUUCGCACAAGCAACAGAUACUUCCUUACGUGAAAGUGGUGAUCAAUGGAUCAAAUCAAGUGCUGAAUACAAUGUCCUCUUUCUGGAACUAUUCAAAAAGAACUCACACAUCUAUCCUUGA
This is a messenger RNA of Loa loa (African eye worm), 309 nucleotides long. RefSeq lists its product as hypothetical. The transcript has 2 exons. The record is from RefSeq and is a predicted model, not a curated record. The coding region runs from base 1 to 309 and encodes 102 amino acids. NCBI's taxonomy places the organism in Eukaryota, Metazoa, Nematoda, Chromadorea, Rhabditida, Onchocercidae.